AUGGCUAGCCAGAGGAAUGCCUCCGUUGUCUCUGCGGGCGGCACUCACCACCAAGUGCACGAAGAGCGCAUGCAAGUAACAUCUGUCUUCACGAAGAGAGGCGAACAUGCCGUGCUAGACCACGAAGCGGACGCCGACGAGGAAGUUCUGGUGGCAUUGGGCUACAAGCAGGAAUUCAAGCGUGACCUUACAUGGAUUGAAUCAUUCUCAGUUUCAUUCUCCGUGCUCGGUCUACUGCCCUCGAUCGCAUCUACGCUCGGCUACAAUUUGGCGUUCUCCGGACAAGCUGGUUCAGUAUGGGGCUGGAUUGUGGCUGGUGUCUUAAUACAAAGCGUGGUGUUUGGCAUGGCAGAGCUCUGCUCCUCAAUGCCUACAGCGGGUGGUCUAUACUACGCAGCCGCAGUCCUAGCACCCGAAGGAUGGGGACCAUUCGCAUCCUGGUGCGUUGGCUGGAGCAAUUUCCUAGGCUUCAGCACUGGGCCAUGUUCAGUCAACUACGCACUCGCCUCUAUGAUCAUUGCAGCCGCUGAAGUCGCAAACGAGAACUACGUCGGCAAGGUCUGGCACGUCUACCUAACCUUCCUCUUAAUUCUGAUCAUUCAAGGACUCCUAACGAUGCAGAGCACAAAGUUUCUGGGGCGGAUGAAUGUUGUCGGGACCGUCGCCAACAUGGUCGUCCUUAUCAUUUUCAUCAUCUGGCUGCCGGCGGCAUCGAUUCAACGACCAAAGUUCAACGACAACCAAACAGUCUGGGUCAACCUCCAAAAUGGGACAGAAUGGCCAAUGGGCUGGUCCUUCAUCAUGGGGUUCCUAAGUGUGAUCUGGACCAUGAGUGGUUACGAUACACCUUUCCACUUGAGCGAAGAGUCUGUACCUCGCUUUUCCAUCAUUCUCGUCAUCGCCUACACUGUCAAGGACGUCGCAGAGGUAGUGGCAGGACCAUAUGGCCAACCCAUGGCAUCGCUUUGCGUACAAGUACUGGGCAAGAACUCCGGCCUCGCGAUGUUCGCAUUGAACAUCAUCGCACAAUUCUUUGUCGGCCAAGGCUGCACGAUCGCGUCUUCCCGCGUCAUAUUCGCUUACUCGCGCGACGGAGCGAUACCUGGAAGCCGCUGGUGGAGCCGUGUCAACCAGAAGACGAAGACCCCUGUAAACUGCAUCUGGUUUGUGCUGACCAUCGCGGCUCUGCUCGGGCUUCUGGCCUUCGCCAGCCCCGUUGCCAUCGGUGCGGUGUUCUCGAUUGGAGCUAUUGGACAGUACAUCGCUUUCGUCACUCCAAUUGGGCUCAAGCUGUUCUUUGCGAGAGACAAAUUCAGGCCUGGCCCGUGGAACCUGGGCAAGUUCUCUAAGCCAGUGGGUGCGGUAGCUGUGUCCUUCUUACUGUUGAUCAUACCGGCAUUGGUAUUCCCUGCUGUCAAGGGUGCGGAUCUGACUGAUCUUACGAUGAACUAUACAUGUCUGAUCUAUGGCGGUCCUAUGAUGUUUGCAAUCAUCUAUUAUGCAGUGUCGGCACGUCACUGGUUCAAGGGCCCACGCGUUAACAUUGAGCACGUCAUCCAUGGGGACGAGCAUGUACUCCAUGGGGACGUGCUGGAGGGAUCCGAGUCUCAUUCGGACCGUGCUGAAGUGUCAGAGAAGAAGAUAUAG
Molecule: messenger RNA, 1647 nt
Organism: Cyphellophora attinorum
Lineage: Eukaryota; Fungi; Ascomycota; Eurotiomycetes; Chaetothyriales; Cyphellophoraceae
Product: putative amino-acid permease
Exons: 4
Coding region: 1-1647 (548 amino acids)
Biological process (GO): transmembrane transport
Cellular component (GO): membrane
Molecular function (GO): transmembrane transporter activity
Source: RefSeq, a predicted model, not a curated record